Leguminivora glycinivorella is the source of this 1251-nucleotide messenger RNA. RefSeq names its product alpha-1,6-mannosyl-glycoprotein 2-beta-N-acetylglucosaminyltransferase-like. Gene Ontology annotation, biological process: protein N-linked glycosylation; oligosaccharide biosynthetic process. Gene Ontology annotation, molecular function: alpha-1,6-mannosylglycoprotein 2-beta-N-acetylglucosaminyltransferase activity. The transcript is spliced from 2 exons. The coding region runs from base 14 to 1102 and encodes 362 amino acids. Gene Ontology annotation, cellular component: Golgi membrane; Golgi stack. The record is from RefSeq and is a predicted model, not a curated record. Lineage: Eukaryota; Metazoa; Arthropoda; Insecta; Lepidoptera; Tortricidae.
GUCGCUAAAUGAAAUGGACGCUGUAGAUGCGGAUGAACAGGCCUUGCAAGACGAAAUCAUUGAUAUGAGCAAGAUGAUGAAGUUAAUUAAUGAGAAGCAACUGAUCCGUAACGCUAAGAAAAUUGGUUUAAAUGACUCCAGCUUCGAAACUGUUCUAGUUGUUAAAGUUCACAAUAAUAUCAAACAUCUUGGUGUACUUUUAGACUCUAUACGCAAAAUAAGGUACAUAACUAAAAGUCUACUAAUUUUUGCCCACGACUAUUAUAAUUUCGACAUUAAUUUCAUGUUGAGACGCGUGCCAUAUGUUAGAACAAUGCAAAUAUUCUAUCCGUACAGCUCGCAAAUAUAUCCCGACAUAUAUCCUGGUAGAGACGACAGAUUUUGCAGAAGAAUGAACAGGUGUGUUUUGUCGAAUAGAAGAAAUGCUACUCUUGCGCAAUCGAAGCUUUUCUGGUGGUGGGUGACUAGUCAGGUUUUUGAUCACAUCGAUGCGCUCAAGGAAUAUGAGGGUUACAUAUAUUUUCUGGAAUCUGAGCUGUACCUGUCGUGUGACUUUAUCCACGUGAUGAAGAUGAUGGAGAAGCUUCAGCCGCUGUUUUGUCCACAAUGUCGCCUGUUGUCGCUAGCGUCUCGCCCGCCGCGGCCCGAGCAAUACAGUUCAAACAACAACUCACUAGUGGUCGACGCGUGGGGCCCGAACUUCAGUAGUUCUGUGACAGGCUUUCACAGGCAAACUUGGCACGAAAUUAAGUAUAGAAAACAGGCAUUUUGUUACCUUAAUGACUCCAGUUGGGGUAAUUCUCUAAGGUAUUUAUUUUCUACGACGCAUGAACAGAAACUUUUAGUGCUUUCUACUGAAGGACCUCGAGCGUUUUCUACUAAAGGAUGCGGAGAGUUUAGAAAUAGAACGGGGUGUUCUAUGGAUAGGGUAGUAUUGGACAUUUCUAAUUUUUUGUCAAAAAUCCAAAGAGAACUAUUUCCGGAGUAUUUUGAGCUUAAAGUCGGAGAUACUGGUACAAAUGAAACGAUGCAAGGAUAUGGGAACUGGGAAGAUGCAAGGGAUAAGGAAUUUUGUAUGUACAUUGCUAUUAGAAACAGCUGAGUGUAAUAAGCAUGUGAGUAUUUUUAAUGUCAUAUUAUGCAAGUGAAUGAAUGGCAAAUGAAGGUAUCUCCAAACUCAUGUGUUGACUGUGGGUCCUAAUAAAUUCAUUGCUUUCUGUGUUUCUCGUCCAAUAUCUGGUAAUUGUAGUC